AUGGCCUCUCAAGGCGGCGUGCAGGAGCAAUACAGCGGCAAGAAUGAAGUCAUUGAAAUGGCGUCGUCGGCGGCCUCGGGCGAGCAUGCCCGCGAAGAGGGCGGCUCCAACGAGGAGUCCGACGUCUACAAGUCGACGUACGACGACGCGCAGGCCAUGAAGCGCAUGGGCCGAAGCCAGGAGCUCAUCCGACACUACCGCCUCUUCUCCAUGGUGUCCUUUGUCGGCAUGGCCACGGCCGCCUGGGAGAUGACGCUGUAUCAAAUCACGCCGGCGCUGCGCGAUGGCGGUCUCCCGGCCCUCAUCUACUCGAACAUCUGGAUCUUUUGCGCCUUUGUCCCCGUCGUACUGAGCCUGGCCGAGAUGUCGAGCAUGGCACCCAUUGCUGGCGCGAAGUAUCAUUGGGUUUCCGAGUUUGCACCGGAAAAGUACCAAAAGUUCUUGAGUUAUCUGACUGGCUGGACAUCUACCCUCGCACUCCAGGCCGGCAACGCAUCCGGGCUGUUCCUCAUCGGCACCCUGGUGCAGGCGAUUAUCCAGAUCCACAAGCCCGACUACUCGUUCGAGAACUGGCACGGCACGCUCCUCGCCAUCGCCGUCUGUGGCCUCACAGUGGUUGCCAACGUGUACUGCUCCAAGAUUCUGCCGUACUGGCAGAACCCCAUCUUCGCCAUCAACAUCCUCGCCUACUUUGCCUUCAUCAUCCCCGUCUGGUGCAACGCGCCGCUCACCACCUCAGAGCACGUCUGGACCAAGUGGGAGAACUCGGGCGGCUGGUCCAGCCUGACCGUCGCCGUGCUCGUCGGCCAGCUGCCUGCCAUCACAUCGCAGACGGGCAUGGAUGCCGCUGCGCACAUGUCGGAGGAAGUACGCAAUGCGUCGUCGGCGGUCCCCAAGGUCAUGAUUAGCGUGUUUGGCAUCAACUUCUUCCUCAACAUCAUGACCGUCAUCACGCUCUGCUACCACAUUCCCGACGUCACGGUGGCGCUCAACGAGCCGACCAUGUAUCCCGCCAUCUGGGUCCUCAAGCAGUCCAUGUCGGACGCGUGGCUCACGGGCCUGCUGGCUGUGCAGUGCAUCUUCCUGCUCUUCUCCAACUUUUCGUACCUGGCGGCCGUGAGUCGUGACCUGUUUGCCUUUGCGCGCGACAAGGGCUUGCCCUACUCCGCGUGGCUGGCCAAGGUGGACAAGGAGCGCAAGAUCCCGAUCAAUGCGUAUUACCUGACAGCCACGUUUGCAGCGCUCCUCAGCCUCAUCUACGUUGGCAGCCCGGUGGCACUUUAUGCUAUCGGCUCGCUGCUCGCCUGCGCCAUCAUGCAGUGUUUCUGCUUCUCCAUUAGCUGUGUGCUCUGGCGCCGCAUCUACCACCCGGAGACGCUCCCGCAUGCUCGCUUUUCUCUCGGGAGGUUCGGUGUGCCCAUUAAUGCCGUGGCCGUCUUUGUGGUGGUAUGGAGCUUCUUCUGGGCCUUUUGGCCGCAGACAUAUCCGGUCACGCCCAGUGGCUUCAACUGGUCAAUCGCGAUCUUUGUGCCGACCAUUGUAGUGGCCUUGAUAUACUACGUUGUGAAGGGCCGCCAUGAGUACGACGGCCCUGUCGUGCUGGUUGAGGGUAGAAAGACGCACGUCGCUUAG
Molecule: messenger RNA, 1632 nt
Organism: Akanthomyces muscarius
Lineage: Eukaryota; Fungi; Ascomycota; Sordariomycetes; Hypocreales; Cordycipitaceae
Exons: 2
Coding region: 1-1632 (543 amino acids)
Biological process (GO): transmembrane transport
Cellular component (GO): membrane
Molecular function (GO): transmembrane transporter activity
Source: RefSeq, a predicted model, not a curated record